AAAAAGCUGAAAACUGAACUAUUAAAACUGACACUGACAGUUCAUUGACAGAGUUCUUUUUCAGCCUUUCCUGCAUUUUCGUUUCGUAAAAUAUUUUUCGGAGCUUAAUUUUGCAAAAAUGUCUGGAUAUAUCGCAAGAAAAGGACCUCUUGUAUUCUCAAACCUUGGCAAAUGGGCAUACAAUCUGUCAGGAUUCAACCAAUAUGGUCUUCAUCGAGAUGAUCUGUUAUAUGAGAACGAAGAUGUUAAAGAAGCAAUCAGACGUUUGCCUCGUCAAGUCUAUGAUGAGCGCAAUUACCGCAUCGUAAGAGCCUUGAACUUGUCGCUCACCAAAACCAUUCUUCCAAAAGAACAAUGGACCAAGUACGAAGAAGAUACCAAAUACUUGGAGCCAUAUUUGAAGGAAGUCAUCAGGGAGCGAGAAGAACGCGAAGAUUGGAUUAAGAAUCAUUAAAAGAAAAAAACAAUCCAAUAGAUAAAUUAAAUAAAUAACAAUCUUAAUAAACUGCUUCUAAACUUAAACUGCUUAGAUUAUGCUUUCGCUAUGUUGUACCAAAAUCCUGUUGUUGUUUUCUAAUAAAAAAUGUUUUUUGAGGCUU
Molecule: messenger RNA, 599 nt
Organism: Eupeodes corollae
Lineage: Eukaryota; Metazoa; Arthropoda; Insecta; Diptera; Syrphidae
Gene: UQCR-14
Product: cytochrome b-c1 complex subunit 7
Exons: 3
Coding region: 119-454 (111 amino acids)
Biological process (GO): mitochondrial electron transport, ubiquinol to cytochrome c
Source: RefSeq, a predicted model, not a curated record